CUCUACCAUCACUCCUGCCUAGUUCGACCCGAUCUUGCCCGCGCCAACCAAAGCCAACGGAGCAUCCAUUUAUCCCAAUCUAAUAGCUCUUCUUUGUAAAAUUGCACGAUAUCACAAGAGACAACGAUCCUCUUAAGAUGUCUGUAGCACACCAUUUACUCACCCUCCCCCGCGAAAUUCGCGACGAGAUCUACUCCUGGAUCCUCAUUUCCCCGACCGGCUACGUGCGACCCAUCAAUACAGGCCACUCACCAACAGAUCCCAUGCCCGCCAAUCCGCAAUUUACGUACAGUCACCACACACCCUUCCAACGAACAUCUUCCGAGAGCAUAUCCUUCACCAUUUUACGAACGUGUCGGCAGAUUUACGUGGAAGCGAAGGACGUGUUCUGGAAGAACAAUAUAAUCGUCGUCCGAUGGACACAAAACAAAGAUGCGUGGAGGGAAGAUAUGGGGAUUUGCCGAAGUAUUAUGAUGCGGGAGAAUGAUCGAAUUGCUAAGGAGAUGCUGGGGAAGUUCAGAUCGCAGGGAGAGUUGGUUGCGUGGGGCGUUUUGGAUGGUGAUACGGGGAGGUGGAGAGAGGGUUGUGUGCGGGGUAGGUGGGAUUUCGAAGGCAUUAUUCCUCGCUUCUUCACACUUCCGAAUUUGACGAAGAGGUAA
Messenger RNA from Cadophora gregata, 659 nucleotides. RefSeq lists its product as uncharacterized. The coding region runs from base 138 to 659 and encodes 173 amino acids. The transcript has a single exon. The record is from RefSeq and is a predicted model, not a curated record. Lineage: Eukaryota; Fungi; Ascomycota; Leotiomycetes; Helotiales; Ploettnerulaceae.